Hyalella azteca is the source of this 4966-nucleotide messenger RNA. RefSeq lists its product as uncharacterized. The transcript has 7 exons. NCBI's taxonomy places the organism in Eukaryota, Metazoa, Arthropoda, Malacostraca, Amphipoda, Hyalellidae. The coding region runs from base 284 to 3853 and encodes 1189 amino acids. The record is from RefSeq and is a predicted model, not a curated record.
AGUGUGGAACUAUCAUUAGCUAGGUAGUUAAUAUUUAUUAGGGUUUUAUGUAAAUUCGUUAAAUUCCAUACGUACUGCAUUAUUUUCCCACCUAUCUUUAGCCUUUAAAAAUCUGACAUGAAAAAUUAGUAAAUAUCCUGAUUGCGGAGCAAAUUAUGGUAAACUGAAAAGUGACCUCUACCACGUGCUGCACUACGGUAGUGCACUUUCAGUUUGCUUCCAAACAAUCAUGUUUCGAGAGUCACCGAUCCCCGCAGAGAAGCACGGCACAGCUUAAGUGGCGAUGUUGUGGAGGGUUGGGGCGUGGUUGGUGGGUGGGGGCGGAGGCGCGCUGCUGGUGGCUGGCGCCACGCAGGCCGCUGUGGGUGCCUACUGCCUCGCCACGACGCCUCUCUUCAGGACCGCCUCCAACAUCUGGACCGGAUGUCUUGGGAUGCUGGCCGCGCUUCUGCUGCUCUAUUGCUCGUGGCAGCGACAGACCAACAGGAAAGCUCGACUCAUUCUUACAGUCGCCCUUAUAGUCCUCACGGUCAAUGUCAUCAACAUGGUCAUUGUGCAGGUCGCUGAGACGGGUUUCUUUCUAUCAGAAGAAGACAGAGUCUACAUCGUAGCCAUGGCACUGGAGCCGCAGCUCAAACUGGCUGUGUGGCUGAGCACGGGAGCCACAUGUGUGGCGUUGGUGGCAAGCUUCAUUGUAGCUCAAGUUGUGUUUUGUUUGAGCAUCAGAAGUCCUGUUCACCUAAAGGGCCAUUUUUCACUCGCAUCCCGGUACAACAUAAGCUCCUUCAACUCGGCUCCUAAGGAUAACUUCUCUGAAGAACUUUCUCAGUCGCGCGAAGACGAUGAAACCGUCCCUAGAAAUCGACAGGUAGUUCUGCCGAGGCUAGGACUUGACGGAAAAUCGAGGUUCUUUCCACCAAGUCGCCUACGAGCUACUCAAGACUACAACUCUUCGUCAAUGCUUUCGCCUGACUUCGACACCUUGACUACCCUCGAGAACAGCCUACCCAGCACCUUGAAUCCCAAGCAGCCUGCGGCAUGGGUGUUUUCUACUGAUGAUGAUUCGUCCCUCUAUCCCAUGGGCUUAGAGCAUCCGUUCCCCGGUCGAAAGCCUCCAGUUCGACAUUCUUCCUUCGCAAUGCCUCGUUAUGCGAAAGUUCACCAACGACCCAAACGAUCUCAGAGUUUUGCACAGCAAAGAGACUUGAAUAUUGAAAACAUUUUAAAUGGUAACUACAGAAAAUCUUAUCCCGUUGCCAUGCCUGCGCUUCCCAGGCCUAAGCUCAUCAUUCCAUCCAUCGGCCAGUAUUCCAAACCAUCAAAACCAGUUGCAAGAUCAAACUCAUUGCAAACAACUAAAUCAGAAAUGACGAGAAACGAGUUCACAUUGAGUCAUAAGUUCCAAGGAUGUUCACUUGAUGAACUGGAUAGCUCUUCGGUGCUGGAAGUCGGCAGUCUUGCAAGCGGCAAGUCUUCCGAGCCCAGUCUUGUGGAUGCCCUCGUUGAUCUGCCUAGUAAAUGCGUCCAUGCCUGUCAGCAGUUGUCAAGGCCUGUGUCACGUGACAAUAACGAGUCGAGCGAAGCUGAAAGUCGCGUCAAAAUGUACAGUGUGUAUAGCUUUUCGUCUCCUACACUAAAUUCGAUGGAGACUUUGGAGAAGAUGUCUAUAUCAUCCUCGUCCUCAGAUUCUCCAAAAGCCAACAUUCCGGAGCCUGAUUACGCUAAACCUCGAUCCUUGUAUUACAAUCAAAGUCUGAUUAAUUACACAAUUCAUUCUCCGAGGUUUGAAUAUCAAGUGAGUGACCGAAGCGAAUAUUCAUCUGCUAACAAUUCAUUUGUUCCUAACGUGGGACAGGGUAUCAGUACACAAGAAUCCCGUUCCUUCUUGCCUCGACUGACGUCAGUUAGAACAGAAUCCAACGGUAACUCAGCCAUUGGAGUUAAUGCGGAAAACUUUUACGCAAUGAACGAUAAAAAUUACAAAUAUCACGAAGAACCGAACGAGCUUGAAGCAAAUACUUAUGCAAGCCCAAGACAAGAAAUAACUGACAACUACAAUGGUUUCAAAUACCAUAAAGAAAAAUCUACUCCCAAGUUCACGACCCCUAGUAGAUACCAUGAUAUUCGAGUAACACAUUUCGAUUCCACUCCUUUACCGGUGAUAGAAGAAAAUGACAAAUUAUCUACCGAUGAGAGUUCUUCUCAAACAGACCCGAAAGAUAACUACGAGCCUGCGAGACCUGGAGUCGUGACACCUGUACCCCUUAUCAAACCCUCUGUUCCAACGACACCCAAACCAAAGACCAUUACCAUCACAAAAAAUGGGAUAACGAAACCUCCAAGAUAUUCCGUUUUACAGAAGAAAAUAAUGAAUCAAAAAUUGAACAAGAAUGAAGAGCCUGAAACUGAGAGUAAAGUGUUAAAUACAGCAAGAACUUACGGGAAAAACUAUUCAACGGACGGUAGAUCAUUCAAUUCUUCUGGAACAAAUUAUGAUCGAGAAUUGCAAGAUACAAACAAGAGGUCCAGAAGCCAUUAUGAAGUGGCUCACCAGGAGGCUAUUGGUGAGUCUGACCAGUUACUGGGAAGAAUUCCAAGCGGAGAAAUCAGGAGAAAUAAAAUAGUUCUACGAGUCCCAUCUUUUAGGACCGCUGGAUGCCAAACUGAAACUUACAAACCCAUUCGCAGACGAGCUUCGUGUGCCCAAACGAAUUUAAGCGUGGCUCCGAAGAACAAAAGUUAUGCUUCUUCCGGGUACAUGACUAUCGGUGUUGGCGCGGGCCGUCUCGUUAACUCCGCCAAUCGCUCUGCAUCGCAGCCUCAGCUAAGCUCAUCAUCGUCUUCGGGAUAUUCAUCCCCUGAAGUGAGCAGCAAGGAACCGUCACCUCACCACUCUGGUCCCCCAUCACCAUCGGAAAAAACAUCUCUCAAAACCGAGAAACCAAGACGAAGCAAAUCUAACGUAACUGUUAUUGAAAUUAACAAGUCUGAGAAUACUACUCUAAUAUCAACUGUGGCCGCUGCUCCUCCUAGACCUCCGAAACCCGUUCGCUUACGUCAUUCUGCUGCUGCCGAUUUUUCCUGCCAGAAUUUUAUCUUACCAAUGCAAAAAAGAGAGACAUACAGGACUCCUGUAAACGAGAUGUUCGGAUUUUCAGCAUUUUCUGAUAAUAUUUUCUCUCUCACUGAAGCCGUGAACCCCAUUAUAAUACAACCUCCUCGGCAUCUCCGGACUUUGAACUCCAGACCUCAAGCAUUAAACCGGUCUAGCAGCGUCGGAGUGGGCACUCCUAGGAUUAUAGACGUUCAUCCCAAACGCUUGGCAGAUAACGAUGAACCUGUAAGUCGAGCUGAGGUUUUCGCUGAAGAAGGACGCACUUCGGUCUUGCCAAGAGACAGGGGUCUGCUGGCUGGACAAUUUAACCAACGCCUUCGCAGCAGAUCCCCAUCCGAGAGCUCCUCUGAAGGCCCCAGUAGCAAUCGAUGGACUGACGACCUGGACUGGGAGAUUGGCACCCGCUGGAGGGAAGAGCGGGAGAAGGAACUUGUCAGCAAAUGGUCUAACGACACUGGCGGCCGUGCGACGGCUGCGUAUCUUGCCUCUCUGGAACUUCUUGCUUCACAUUAUAGGCACCAAGCGCUGUUAAACGCUAAGCAACUUCAAAAACAAAAAGAGCUGUUGGCAAGACAGCAGCGCCAACAACAACAACAAGAUGAAGAGAGCAAUGAGAGUAAGUCAUCCAUGUCGGAGGAGGUAUGCUCAUCUCCCCGAGAAGGGGCGCCGUGGCGAGCCACAAUCGAGCAGUUGAGGGGAAGUUCUUUAUCAGAUUCGAGGACGACCUGGCGAUCCUAGCAAGCAUAACUCAACAGGUUUGUAUUUUAAUGGACGCCAGGGUUUUUAUAACACAACUGCAUAGACUAUUUUGCAUUCUUCCCGUUUUGUGAAAAGAUUUUCAACUUGCGUUGUUGCAGUAAAUACAUUAGAUAUUUCACAAAUAAACAGUAGAUAUACAGUAGAUAAAAUGAUUCAGCCUAAUAUCUGAAAACCAAGAUUCUUCCAUGACAUGCUUUUAUUAUGCAUGAAAUGCUAUUUUAUUAUGAAAAUUAUUCCAAACGGUGGGUUUUUAUCUGCUCCAUUUUGCUCAAUGUAAGAAAAGAUCAAAAUACAAUUAUAUUGUCUUUUUAUACAUGUUGAAUAUCUGGUUGUUUCUGGUAAAGUGAUGUAAAUAAAUAGUUGUCUCUUGAAAAGGCCUUCUGAGUUGACGAGUUGGCCGGGUUCAGCUUUUCUACCUACAUAGUUUCGUAUAUUUUUUCUAUCUAGUGAUAAUGAAUAUUGAUAGAUUCAAUUUUGAUCAGAGACAUUUAUAUUGCUGAAUAUUGGAUAGGAUAUUACUAUAGAAAUUCAUAGAAGAGUUAUCAAAAAAGUUUAUAUUCUCGUCUCGGGGAUUCAACAUCACCCAAGUCUGUCAAAACUUGUCAACCGUUGAGCUUCUCACGCCCUGUACGUAGCCUGGAUUUUGUAUAGUCUUGUACCUGAAUGUUUCAAACUUCAUUCCAAAGACAAUGUUAAUUAACACUGAGUGCAACUGAGGGUUGUAUUUCAGCUAUAGCUUCUCGCCGAGGUUUGUACCUACUACCAAAGAGACAAAUUUAAAUUAACUGUGCCUGCAAAUUUUGUGUUGAAGGAGAUGGUCUCCAUGGAAUAGGAACUUUUAUGAUGCCUUUAAGUUCGAUAUGAAAUAGUUUUUAUACCCUUGCAUGUUUUUAUUUAGGUUUAAAUGUUCAAGAGAUGUUUUUAGAAGCGUUUUUUAAAUGUUGCUCGAGAGCAUCCAAUGAACUCAGUUACAUGAAGCAGAAUUUUAUAAAAAAAAAGAAUAGCACACGUUAAUUUCCGCAAUAUUGCCUUUCAAAUAUAUAAUCACGUUGUAAAUUAUUUGUGUAUGUUCUAAAGAAAUCUUAGACUGUG